Aedes albopictus (Asian tiger mosquito) is the source of this 15025-nucleotide messenger RNA. It is a transcript of the gene puf, whose product is annotated as ubiquitin carboxyl-terminal hydrolase puf. Gene Ontology annotation, molecular function: cysteine-type deubiquitinase activity. Gene Ontology annotation, biological process: protein deubiquitination. The record is from RefSeq and is a predicted model, not a curated record. Gene Ontology annotation, cellular component: cytosol; nucleus. The coding region runs from base 852 to 13445 and encodes 4197 amino acids. Lineage: Eukaryota; Metazoa; Arthropoda; Insecta; Diptera; Culicidae. The transcript is spliced from 18 exons.
ACGACCGUCUCUCGCGUAUACGCGACGAAACCGAACGCGAGCACACACAAAAAGCGAAUACGUCGCGAAAAGUCGCAGCCGAGUAGUGAGACGAGCCACACACAAUCCCGCUGCUGUCGUCGUCGUGCGCUAAAAAGUGAAAGAUUAGGGCCGAGGAGGAAAAAAUUUCCAUCGCGUUUUUCACCGAUUUCCUGUGCUAAAAACCGACCGUCGCUGGUCGGAAAAUGUUGCCCACGGUUGGCCCCGCUCGGUUCCGAUUGCGGUUCGGUUGAUCGUGUUCGAUUCGGCCCGGAAAAGUGCCCUUCUUUUAGGGGGGUUCGUCGCGAGAAAGAACCUGAAUCUGAAGUUUUUUUUCUUCAUCUGCUGCUGCCACCACGGGUCGAGAGACAGAAAGAAAGAACACUGUUGGUACGGGUUUCGGUGUGUGUGCGGUGGGGAGAGGAAGAGGGCUGACUGCUAGCCAGCAGCAGCAAGCAAACCCCAGCCCAACAGUGGUGCCGAGCCGAGCGGUCUCUCGGUGGUGUGCGUGUUUGUAGUGAGAAGAGAAAGUGUGGGAGUGUGCGUGCCUUCGGCACAGCACAACAAGAAGAAAGAAGAAGGAGGAGGCGAACACUCUGCUGGCUUUUGCCUUUACCACCCCCCGCCUACUCUGUUGACAACACUGCUGCUGCUGCUCCGAUUCGCGUGCGGAGUUUUGGUGGUUGUGUCCCUUUGGGGAAAAUUAUUUUGGCAAAGCCGGGUGCCACAGAGUGAAGGCGAACAUCCGUUAUUGCAUUUGUUGUUUGGAGGAGGAUUGCCGUCAUUGAGGAGCGACGUUUGUUGCGGAACGAACCAGCGGAUCCGGCGGAAAAAUGUGCGAUGUCUGCUCGGGGUUCCUGAAUCUGCUGGGGUCAUAUGAAUCCCGUCUUGCCAACAAUGAAACGGAACAUCCGGUGUUUCUCGCCAAACGCGAGAUCGAAACCGUCAUCGGCUACAUCCAGUGCUGGCCGGCGCGCCAGUGCAUGUGCUGCUACCGCGAUCCGAAGAACUUCGAACGCUUCAAUCUGGUAGUGCAAGCGAUCGUGUACUUUACCGUGUACCAGUUAAAGAACAUCAAAUCAUUGCUCGAUCGCGAAGAGCAGAAGCUAGCUGCUGCGGCACCCCAAGGAGCGCCACCGCUAUCAUCUUCAUCAUCAUCAUCAUCGUCGUCGUCGUCGUCAUCGUCCUCGUCAUCUUCGAAUAAUGGAAAGGACGACGAGAAGGAACCGGAUGGAGAUGCCAAACGGAAGGAAGAACCUUCCGGACAGGAUAGUGAGACUAAGGAGAAGUCGGAACAACCGGAAGAGCAGAAGGAGAGAAAACAGCCGGAUUCGGUUCCCACUCUGGAUGAUUGCUGGACGCUUCUGGAUGUAGAGAAGCUCCUGUUGCUUUCAUCCAAGGCGUUCUUGUUGAAUUUCCCGCUGUACGUGGCCUACAAGCACGGAGUCCACGCCAGGAUGGACGAAAUCUCGCCGCAGGAAGCGCAAACCUUGAGCAUCUUCUGCGAUUUGCACGAUAACGAAAUUCCGGCGUUUCUGCUGAGGAAUGUUUCCCUGUUUUGCACUUCCGGUGGGUUCGAUGCCAUGAUGGCCUGCUUUGAGCAUCCGAACCUGCCGGUUCCCAUUGCCCACGCCAUCACGGCGGCCAUUUCCAAUCUGAAGCUCUGGAUCAACUACCGGUCGAUCAUCCAGCUGUUCAUCCCGAUAAGAGUCAAAAUCUUGCAGUACAUGUGUAAGCUGUCGGAUCAGGAUUUGCGGUCCCCGGCGACCAAAUCGAUGGCCGAUUUCAUGUGGACCGCCAUAAAGGAUCCGCUGGAUUCUCAGAUAACAUUCGACACGGAAGGCCUGGCGCUGGCAUUCAAAUAUUUUACCAGUUCAACGUUGACCAUGCGAUUGGCCGGGAUGGCUCAAAUCAACGCCCACAUCAAUCUGUUCAACGAAAUCUGCACCACGGAAACCGUGGCCGAGGUGGAAGUCGUUGGCCAGAAGCUGGCCGAUUGGUUGACCGAGAACCAAAUCAUUUCCCACCUGUUUGGACCGAAUCUGCACGUGGAGGUCAUCAAGCAGAGUCACAUCGUGCUGAACUUCCUGGCCGUCGAGAAUCAAAUUACCGAAGAUCACAUUACCCUUAUCUGGCAGGCGGCCCAACUUAAGCAUUGCUCGAAACCCAUCUACGACAUUCUUCCAUCGCUGGUGAAGAACCUGGCUCCCCGUCCGGCUUCCCACCUGUACUCGUUGCUCUCCCGCCUGGACCCGAAAGAGCACACCGAACAGUCCAUCUACAUUGCGUCCGCCCUCACCAAGCUGAUCUGGGCACGGGACUGCUCCCGACUAACCCUGAUGGACCUCGCCAAGAAUAAUGUCCUCCGGGAAGCGGCGGCAGUGGCAGCGGCAGCUGCAGCCGCCCGGGAAGCCGAACUCCCUUCCAGCUCGGAAAAUUCCGUCUCCGUCGAUGGGAGCAACAGCGAGGACGAACCCCAGGAGGAGGACAGUUCCGAUCCGGAUCAUCCGGUGACGGCGGCGGAAGCGGUGGCAGCGGCCGCCAAGUGCAUUGCCGCCGGCAAUCGACCCCAUAGGAUACCACCGGUGAUUUCCGCCGCCGCAUCACCCAUCGUUGCCGGGGCUUCGUCGGCGUCUUCGUCGUCGGGUGGGGUGGCCGCCGCGGCAGCCGCAGUGGUUUCCGGCGGCAAGACGGCGGCCGCGGCUGUGGUUGCGGCUGCCGCCGCUAGUUUGAUGGAUGCGGACGAGUCGGACUCGGGAGUGGCCGCACCGCCACCUUGCAAGCAAGCCAGACACAAGAACUGCUGUGAUGAAACUACGGACGACAGUAUCAAGGUUGAACCGGACAUCUAUGACGUUGAUCAGCGGUUAAAAGAGAAAAUGCGCAUUCCCCUGAUGAGCCGCUCGUUGGCGGUCGCUUCCGGCUUCACCGAGGAUGCCGGCACCAGUAGCGAGGAAGAUUGCCUGGAUAUGACCGAAGCGUUCUCGGCCAUGCGAAAGAAGAUGCUCCGCAAGAAGCGCAAGAAGAUCAGUGGCCUCACGCGGAAGGAACUCCAGGAGAUGGCCGAAAGCGUAUCGGACGUGGAAGACAGCGACCUGCUGGCGGCCAUGCUUCCGGACAGUGACUGCAGCGAUACCAAUCCGCACAGCUCGGUGCUGAGGCACAUGGGCGGCCAUCACGGUCCGAUUGGUCCCGUGGGUCCGGAACCGGGUCCCAGUGGCGGUCCUGUAGUAGGUGAAGACGUUCCGCCGUUUAUGGGCGCGAUGAGCGAAGGCCACUUGAUCAAUUUCCUGAAUGCCACUGAAAACGACGGAAGCUGCUCGUCGCCGUUGAGCAACAAAUCCGAGAAGAACAUGGGAGAUUUUGACGAUGAGGACUCGCCGUGCGAGGAGGAACUUGUGGAACUAGCAGCACGAGCGCAGUGUCUGCAUCAGCAAUUCCCUCUGCCGCGGCCUCGCUCCUUAGGACCAGGAAUAGUUCACGGAUCGCCACAGGCCCGGACCAACACGCCCAACAUAACUCUGACGCGGUCCCAUCACGAUCGGCUAUCCAGCUCCGGCGGAAGCAUCGGCCCCAUUGGGCCGCAUCCUUUAACGCCAAGUGUUUCCGGCAGCGGCACUCCGACAUCCUCAGGAGGCGGCGGCAAAGGUGGUAAAAUGAACCCGGCGACUCCGACGGCCAUGGGAGGCAAGACCCCGCAGGCACCGUCCAAGGAAAUGCAAGCCAGUGCCAGUACCAGUGGAAGCAGCGGAAGUUUAGGGGCACCUUCGUCGCCGAACUUCCGGUUUCCUGACGUCUGUCAGCCGGGAAACACGCUGCUGUGGGAUCUACUACAGGAUGAUAAGAUCGGUCAACUGGGUGAAUCGCUUGCCCUGGAAGCGGAAAAAGUCCUCGGUACUUUGCUCUGUUUCCACACGGACAAAAUCAUCCGGACGCGUUUCAUCGAAGGUUGUCUGCAGAACUUGGCGGAGAACCGUAGCGUAGUGACCAGUUUGCGAUUACUCCCGAAGCUUUUCGCAUCAUUCCAGCAGUUCCGGGACGUCACAACGCACCAGGUCGUCCUGUGGGCCGAGCGUCACCACCGGAUGAUGCACCAUUUCUUCAACAAUCUGAGACAUUACACUACCGGAGCCGGUCGCACUGGCCGGCAGUCGGAGACUCCGACGAUAGUGCUGAACCAGAACGGAUUUCCGCUGUACUCGCACGUAACACAGAUACAAGUCCGGUUGCAGUUCCUGUCCUCCGUUUUCAGUGACGUCGGAUCCCCCCGGAACUUCAAAUUGACUCUGAGCCAAGUUGACACUCUGUGGGCGUGUCUGGCCAAUGAUCCCGAGUGUAGUGACUGCCUGUUUGCGUGGCUUCAGGGUCAAGUCAAGGGCGGGGACACUCAUGCCCUGGGGAUCAACGCAAUUCAACAUCUGUACUUGAAGAGGCUAUCGGAAUUGAAGCCGGAGGGAAUCUCGAUGGUAGCGCUUGGAUUGUUCCAGCAGUUGUUCACUUUGGGACGCGAGGAGAUCAUCAGCCAUCCCAGUGAGAGCCAGGAGUCGAGCGAUACGGUGGGAAUGGAGCACCUUUGGAAGAUUGCCCUGAGGGCACACAAUACGGACGUUUCGUUGACCGCGAUUCAGUACAUCAACACCUACUACAUGGAGAAACAGCUCAAGUAUGAGAAUCAAUUCGUGGCCCAGUGUAUGAACCACUUGACGCAGGCUGUGGAGGAGUUGGACCGCCAAGGACCCGGUUCGGAGAAUGCCCUGAUGUGCGUGCAAAGAGCUUUGAUGCUUUUGAACACCCACUUGGAGACGUUCCGGAGGAGGUACGCCUACCAUCUAAGACGAUGGGCCCUGGAAGGGAAGGAAGUCGGCAUGCAUAGUGCUUUGCGGAAUGAGGGUCCGGGUCCUCCGAUACGGAUCGUCUUGCAACCCGCGGGAGUUCCAGAGAAGUCUGUCCUUCAUCUCCACGCGACCGAUUUGGUAGCAGAUCUGAAGGCCGAGAUUGCCAAGUGGUGGGAAAGUAUCCAGGGAUCGGUCAGAACAGCUCACAACGAAAGUGCCGCCCGUACUGGAUCCGGAGCGGUCCUGGGACUUCUUCUCAGCGAAGGACCCCUGCGGAUUAUCACCCAAGGACAGGAGAUCACUGCUGAAUAUGACGAACGCAGUCUGGCCGACGUCGGCUUCAAAGACAACCAAAUGGUGUACGUCUCGAUGGGAAGCCGCGGAGGACGCCGGAGAGACCAUCACGACCACCCGUCUAUGCUGCCACCGCCCCCGAAAGACUGUCUUCCAACCCUGUUGCUGCUCAAGAGCCCUUACUUCGAACAACUGUUCAAACUGAUGCAAACUCUAGGCGAUAUGAAGCUCAUCGGUCCCGGAGGUCGAAUCCAGCCCAACACAAAAGCCCAACUGCUCUCCCGAAGAGUUUGGGACAUUCUCGCCAUGCUUCCAACAGCCCCCACGUUCCUCAGCACUCUGAAAAACCUGACCUUCAAACAACCGGACUCGGAACCAACGAUAGACAUGGACUGCACCGACAGCCCAAUCUACACCCUCCAAGAAAUCCUCGAGCCUCGCAAUCUCCAGAAGUUCAUGUACUCGCUGCACAUCGUCGAAAGCCUCUGCAAGUCCAAGUUCAUGGGCAGCUGCUGCGGAGGUCCCGGAAGCGGUGCCGCCCCAGUGAAUCCCGGCCCGAUCGGAGUGCCGAUUGCGGCCACCACAUCCGGUAUGCCCGGUGGAUCCCGUUCGGCCAUCGGUCCCGCGGCGAGCAGUGCGAAAAGCCUCUCGGUUAAGAACCAGCUGAAAUUGAAGAUCUCCACAUCCAAGUCGUUGAAGCUGCAGAACCAGAAGCUGGCCAAGCAGCAGGCCCAGGUGCUGGGGGUUAGCAAUAGCGGCGUUGGGGGGAUGGUAUCGCCGAGUAAGUUGAGCGUAUCACCUUCCGGGGAGCGGAAGAUGGACGUUUGCGAGACGGUGGAUGGGAAGGGAGGGGAUGCGGAGAACAAGGAGAACAGUGGGGCGGAAAGUUCGUCGCCCGAGAAGAGGGAAGACCGGAAGGACGAGGACAAGGAGAAGGAGGGGAAUGUGGACGGUGGUGAUGCGGAGAACCGGUCUCAACCGGAUCAGCCGCAACUGUCUCCGCCGGCAGUUCAUCCAAAGCUGCCACCGCCACCGAAGCUACCCGGCAGUCCGGUCAGUGCAUCGCUCGAGUGGAGCGAACAGUUCAUCAAAUGCGGCGGCCUGGCCCAUCUGUACCAGAUCUUCAUAUCGGGCGUGCUGCAGAAGCAACCCGUUGCCAAGGACGGGGACGAUUUGAACGAGUGGCGUCACGAUUGUCUGGCCAGUCUGUUGCGGAUCCUGUGUCUGCUGGGGAUGGAGGAAUUCAAACCGGAGAACGAGAAUGCCAUCAUCAUUCCGAAGUUGAAUCGGCACACGUUGGCCCUGAUGGAGGUCCGCCCGACGCUGGAACGGAUAGCGGGCAUUUUGAACGAGGAGUCCCAUCCGUUGAGUCCGCACCACUUCAAGACCGGUCUGUUCGGUCGGGCACAGGUCAUCCAUUAUGCGAUGAACUUGCUGGUUUGCUAUGCCCAUUCGCUGGCUGAGGUCAGAUCUACGCUGUGGAAGGUGGAAGCCAACCUUACAUGGGUGCAGCGGUUGAUCCUGGAUGAUCCGGAACCGGCAGUUAGGAGAGAAGCCUGUGCAGCGCUCUACCGGAUGUGUCUAGGGAAUGCUCAAACCUACUACGAACUGAUGGCUCCGCUGCUGUCCAAGUUGGUAGCCUUGUUGCCUCUAGCCGAAAAGAUGCGUCCCCAGAGUCAGGCGUACCACUUGUCGCCGGAUGAGGGGAAGGAACCGUACGGUCCUGCCUGUCGGGAUUACUUCUGGUUGUUGUGCCGUUUGGUGGACUCGCUGUCUCCGGAACUGGUAAAAGACUGCGGUGGGGAGUUGAGCAGAAAGCCCGGAUCCAUCGGAAUCGAAUCCAUGUGCCGGCAGGUGUCGAAGAGUAUCCUGGACCGGGACUUCCUGGAAAGUCGUCACGGAAGUCCGGAUGACGGGUUGUUCGGUCUUCUAAACCUAAUGGCCAAUUUGGUCAAGUUCGAUCCGCAGUUCAAGUUCAGCGACGACGGCCAGGAGUUCAUCGGAAAAAUCUUCCAAUCGCUGUUCGAACUCCCCUCGCCGGAUGAUCGCGACAAGCCCAAGUGUAAAAGUCACGGCGCCCGGGCUGCGGCCUACGAUCUACUGGUGGAGAUGUGCAAGAGCGCUCCCAAGAACUACCUAAUGCUGCAUGGAAAAUUGAUGCAACAGCAUCGCGCCGGACCCCACUCGCCGUAUCCUUGGGACUACUGGCCGCGCGACGAAGGACGUUCCGAGUGCGGCUACGUCGGUCUCACCAACCUGGGCGCAACCUGUUACAUGGCUUCAUGUAUCCAACAUCUCUUCAUGACGCCCCAGACCCGGGACGCCAUCCUGUCCAUAUCGACAGACGCGCCGCAGAAGCACAAAGCCACCCUGUACGAGCUGCAACGGAUGUUCGCCUACCUGAUGGAAUCGGAACGGAAGGCCUACUGUCCGCGUUCGUUCUGCCGGGUCUACCAGAUGGACCACCAACCGCUGAACACCGGCGAGCAGAAGGACAUGGCCGAGUUCUUCAUCGAUCUGGUGUCCAAGCUGGAGGAGAUGACCCCGGAGCUGAAGACCCUGGUGAAGCGAGUGUUCUGCGGAGUCAUCAGCAAUAAUGUCGUGUCAUUAGAUUGUGGUCACGUGAGCCGUACGCUGGAGGAGUUCUACACGGUUCGGUGUCAAGUGGCGGACAUGCGUAAUCUGCACGAGUCGCUGGACGAAGUAACGGUGAAGGAUACGUUGGAAGGGGACAACAUGUACACCUGUUCCCAGUGCGGCAAAAAGGUGCGGGCCGAGAAGCGUGCCUGCUUCAAGAAAUUGCCGCAGAUUCUGUGCUUCAACACGAUGCGAUACACGUUCAACAUGGUGACGAUGCUGAAGGAGAAGGUCAACACCCAUUUCAGUUUCCCGAUGCGGCUGGACAUGUCCGGGUACGUGGAAAAGACGCUGAUGCCGCAGCACUACCAGGAAGAGAAGCGGAAGUCGGAACUCAGGCGAUCAGCUUCCCGGAACGUCAGCGAAUCGAGUGCUUCCGAUGGAAUGGGUUCGAUUUCCGGUGAGGAUCGUAAGGAAGACAAGGUCAGCUCAAGCGAUGGCCAGGAAGCGCAGAAUGCAACAACUUCGUCGGCCAAGAGCGAGGCUGCGGAGAAGGCGGAAAUUCAGAAACAGCAGCAAACUUUGGAUGAAGAGGAUUCGGAGGACUUCAACGAGCAUUACGAGUACGAUCUGGUCGGAGUGACGGUCCACACGGGGAAUGCCGACGGAGGCCAUUACUAUAGCUUCAUCAAGGAGCGCAACGAGGACAGCAAUCCGAACCACCAGGAGAGGUGGUUCCUGUUCAAUGACGCUGAAGUGAAGCUUUUCGACCCUUCGCAGAUUGCGGCUGAGUGCUUUGGAGGGGAGAUGACGAGCAAAACCUACGACUCGGUUACGGAAAAGUAUCUGGAUUUCAGCUUCGAGAAGACCAACUCCGCGUACAUGCUGUUCUACGAGUGGCGCUCCAACAAAGGUUCCAACAUCCAGCGCGAUCAGGUCAGCAAGCCAUCCACGUGCACUUCGGGUGCAUCCAUGACUUCGAUGUCGAUUCCGGUUACGGCUACCACCACCAGCAGCACCAGUGAACAACCGGUUACGUCGUCGUCGCCAUUUGCCGGAAGUGGACCUUGCACCACUGCAUCUAUCGGGGCGUCCAGUUUAUCGCAAGAAAGCUGUGGUUUGGAUCCUCCGCCGGAAUCCCUCAUCGGCUCAAAUGUCCCACUCUCGCUGUCAUCACCGCCAUCAUCUGCACCGGUCCUGCCCGCAAUGUGCAUCCGAGAUGCCGACCAGACUGACCGAAUCAUCCAGAAACAUCCCGGUGAGGUGUCAUCAGUAGUAGAUAACCUAAAUACCCUAAGUAAAUGUGAUAUAGAUGUUAAGAGUAGCCUACGAAGCUCCGUUGGCGUUGUUCCAUCCCUGCCGGGAGUUCCAUCUUCAUCCGCACCGUCACCGCUGGCCGCACUCCAAGCCACCUCGCUGAGCAUCCUGCCACCGUCGGGUCCCCUGCUGGGGCCCUCGAUGCUCCCCUCGCCAUCGUCAUCAUCCUAUUCGUCCAUUUCGUCACUGUCCGCCCUGACGGCCACGGCCGGCGGCAACGUGGGCCUUCCGCUGAGUGCCGUCGUACAACAACCCACCAUCUCCAGCGCGCUGCAACCGUGCCCGUCUUCGUCGUCGGCUGUAGGUCCAUCCGGGCUGUCGUUGGUCGGACUCGGGCUGGUCCGAAUAGGACCGCCUCCGAAACGGAAACGCAAAAUCCUCAGCAAGGAGCUCGAGGAGUGGAUCUGGCAGGACAAUCGACACUUCCUCCAGGAUCGGAACAUCUUCGAGCACACGUAUUUCAACUUCAUGUGGCAAAUUUGCGGUCAUAUUCCGCAGACGUUGCUGGCGCUGCCGGAUAUUACGUGCAUCGCUGCCCAGCUGUCGGUGUCGUUCUUCAUCGAGACGUUCAUUCACGCUAAGGAAAAGCCUACGAUGGUGCUAUGGGUGGAACUGCUCACCAAACAGUUCAACGCCAGCCAGGAAGCGUGCGAGUGGUUCCUCAGUCACAUGUCGGCGGAACCGUGGUGGCCCGUACAGGUCCUCAUCCAGUGCCCGAAUCAGAUGGUGCGGCAAAUGUUCCAGCGCUUGGUGAUACACGUGAUUCAGCGAUUGAGGCAAAGUCACAGCGCCCUCUAUCUGAAGGUGGAAAGCGACGAGGAUGGCAACGAAAUCAUCGGAAGUGUGUCUUGCGUGACCCGGUUUAUAAAGUCGCUGAUCAUGCUCAUGGAGCACGGUGCUCGGGCCCAUCUACGCCAUCUGUCGGAGUUCUUCGGACUGCUGUACGAGUUCUCCCGGAUGGGCGAAGAGGAAGCCCUGUUUCUGCUGCGAAUCAACGUGAUACGGAGUGUGGCGGAUUUCUAUCUCGGUCACAAAGCCCAGGAUUGCAUCGACACCAACUCCGACAACGAGGACAACUCGUCCGAUGAGGCUCUCACGGUGGACAAAAACCGCCCGGCGUCGCUGGAUAAGAUGAUUGCGCUGGUGGCGUCGCUGGUGGAACGAUCCCGAGGUCCGGAUUUGCGACUUCAUCUGUCCGCUCGGGACUACAAUGCCAUCGCCGGAGGCAAGGGGUUCCCUUUCCUCUAUCAGCAAAUCAAGGACAACAUCAAUCCGCACCAGACGAGGCACUUGAUUCACGCCCUGUGUCGAUGUGACGAACGACUGGCCGGUCAGAUCAUCGCCAUGCUGUUUACGGCCGUGACGAAGCAUACCGAGCUCUGUGGACCGUUCUUUAAACUGCUAACCCUGCUGACGGAGUCUACCGGGGGUCCUUCCGGGCUGCCAUGUUUCUCGCAGCUGGUGCUCCAACGGGUUUGGGAUGCGGCCGAAUACUGUCCCCAAUCCGCGCUGGAUUGGCUGGCGGUGCAAGCUCCUCGCAACAAAAUCGCUCACACCUGGAUCCUCCAGUCGGCGGAAAGUUGGGUGGAAACUUUCCUGCUCGCUCACAACAACGCCCGGGUUCGGAACGCCGCUGCCUAUCUGCUUGUGUCGUUGGUUCCGUCGCAAAACUUCCGGACCAACUUCCGGGCCACUUCCCAUCACAAGCUGACCAUGCAUGCCUCGCAACCGAGGGAAAUAUCCUGCGAAGCCCAGCUCAUUCUGCACACGAUACUGAAUCUCUUGCUGCGGUUGCUCCGGUCGGCGCGCAACUACACGGACAUUAGCGUUCACGGGACGACCAAGCUGACGGCCUACUUCAACCUGCUGACGUACUGCCUGGUGUCCAAGACGGAGAAGCUGAUGCUGGGUCCCCACUUACGAGCUCUAUGGGAGCUAUUCCAUCCCCGGUUAUCCGAACCAUCAGUUCCGGCGCAUCACAAUAAACAGGCCCUACUUGCGUUCUGGUACCAAGCCACCCUUGACUGCCCGGAGAAUGCCCUUCUCGUCGCCAACUGUCCAGAUAUUACCAGAAACAUUGCAUUUAACUAUAUACUGGCCGAUCACGACGACUCGGAGAUAGUCACCUAUAACCGUGCGAUGUUGCCCGUGUACUACGGGCUGCUUCGGAUGUGCUGCCAACAGAGCCGUCUACUUACCCGUCAGCUGGCCGCCCAUCAGAACCUACAGUGGGCGUUCAAGAACAUAACUCCCCAUCCGACCCAGUACCCUCUGGCCGUAGAUGAGCUGUUCCGGCUGAUGACCCUCUUCGCACAACGGCAUCCGGAUGCCACGGAAGCGGAACAACGGGAGGUUACCAUCUUCCGGAGAACCACCUUGACGGCAUACUUGAGCGCUCUGGACGCCCGUGUGUCCUGGGGAACGCUGAUAGCGGCCCUGCGGAUCCUGGUCGACAACGAUGACGAUCGACUGUUCGUUGUCCUGAAUGGAGGCAUCACUCUGUGCUUCGACGCUCUUCACACGCUCCACUCCAUGUAUCAUGAGGCUACCGCUUGUCACGUGUUCGGUGAUCUGCAAGAACUACUUACCGAGGUCAUCCUUCUAAUCAGCACCCUACGGGCCAGCUGUCGAGAACAGAAGAAACGUCCACCGCCGGCACUGAUGAAGGGUCUUCCGGACGCCGUCCGGAGGUUAGCCACCCUGCUGAACACUUUCAACCCACCGGAGAUGCGCAAUCUCGCUCUGGAGGUGCUCAAAGAACUGGUCAAAUGCGCCCCGCCGGAGAUCAUAAGUACCGUCUUGGUGCCCCUGCUAACGCACUGCCACACUCAGAACGUUGCUCACACCAUGGGACCCCUGGGAUCUUACUUCCCGCGACGCGGUAUGAAGGCGACCUGGCCACCGGUCUCGAAGAACACCCCACGACCGCCGCGGCCCAUGGUCCAAAUGAACAUACCGCAGUCGCAGAUUUGCGAGAAGGGUCUCGACAAGGAUUUCGACCUCGCGCUGGAACUUUUUUACCGUCCGUAUCACGAGUUUCUUGACAUCAUGUUCCGGGUGGCGGUCACGUCCAACCAGUUCAACGAACCUCUGGUUCACCUGUCGCUACUCACCGGGAUUGAAGCCGUCGUGUUGCAUUUCAAUAUCUUUGCCAAGUUUUGGGUUGGCAUCUACAAUAACAAAACCACCAAUAGGUAUGCGGAGCUGUUGAUCAAAAAUCCACUGCUGGUGGACUACAUCGAUGAGAUUCUGAGAGACGAGAGACUGUCGCUGAACGAUCCGGUUAUUGCGAACUUUAUCGAAAUUUACUAUCCGAAGGUAAAAUCCCGUCUGGUGGUACCGCGCUUGCUGGAAUCCAUCUGCCAGCUGUUGCCGGAAAAGGGCAACCUCGAGGACAUCUGCGGAGAUCUGCAGGCGAUACGUAUCAUUGGCCAGCGCACGGGUAUUCCCGGUUCGGUGAAGACCCUGUUGCAGAACUCGCUGCACGCGGUUCUGCUCAAGUUCAAGGACGAGAUGUACAGCGACGAAGAAACUCCACCGAAGCGGCGGAAGAUUACCAGCAGCAAUUGCAGCGGCGCAGGAAUGCCACAGAGGCCGCCCGUUCUGCGGCUACCGGUUUCCGAACCGGAACUGGAGCAGGGCAAGACUUCGCCGACAGUGGUAAACCAUUCCAAAGGGGAGGAACAGGAGACUGAACGGAAAACGUCACAGGAAUCGGGCAGCGAAGCGGUGAAGUCAAGUGAGGACAAGCAACAGCGAGAGGUGUCAAUUGGGGAUGAGCAGAAGCUUCAGCAGGAGAAGAAAGACGAGAGUGGAGUGGAGCGGAUGGAUCAGGAUGUGUGUAGUGAGCCCAAAAGUGAACGGGAGGAUGAGCAGAUCAAGCCAGAAGAGCCUGGAAGUAGUAGAAAUGGUAGUGACAGCAAUAGUAACAAGGAGACAGAAGACAAGUCGAAACCCUGUCUGCCGGAAGGAGAGCAAUCGAAGGAUCAGAAGCAGGGUCUCAGUGAGCAGGAACUGUACCAGCGAAAUUUAAUCAAGGACAUCGAAAGUCACAUCGAACUAAUAUUUGAGUGUUUGGACGAUGACGAUGAGGACGACGAGGAAGAUGAUAUUGUACGGAAAGGGUCGCCGAUGGCAUCGUCUUCGAGAACGAAGACACCUUCCAUGGAGACUGCGGAGGAUGAAGGUGAAGGCGAGCCGGAACCGGUUCGGAGAAGCAGCUUCAGUAGUGCAACGGGGCCAAGUUCGGCCCUGUCCGGUUGUCCCAGUCCCAGUAAGAUCAAGCGGAGAAAUCCGUCCGGUGAGGCACCUUUGGGAAAGGUGAGAGAGAUGGAACUGUCCGAAGGAGCAGCAGAAGCUUCGGCGACGAAAUCAACAGAAGACGAGACGAACGUUGAAGCGUGAGUGACAGACUAAAGAGGAAUCGAAGGUAAGUGAAGUGAAGAGUGCAAGGCGUAUGGAAUAAUACAGUCUAGUAAUAGUUAAGCGAGUUUCGGCGAACCAAAAUUGUGAUGUUUUAAAAGUUAAGGUUUGAUUUAUCUUUGGUACCAAAAAUAUAGAAAGAGAGAGAGGGAGAGAGUGUGAGAGCGAACGAACGAAGGAGCGGAGCGGUUAAGCAGGGUCGAAGGAGAUUUCUUUUCUUUCGCGUCUAAAUUUUAAUUGCAAAAACCAUAUAAUUACUAGUUUUCGGCAUUCGAAAGUCAUCAUUGGUAGGAUUGUGUUUCUCCAUUCAGAAUUAAGGUUAAAAGUGGCAGAAAGCGAGAGCAAGAAGUGAAGCGAGAAAAAGAGAGAGGAAGGCGAAAAUGACACAGAUUUACACAUUUUUUCUACUGUCAGUAGUUUCCGUAUUUAAGGGAAAUGGUGCUCGUGUAAUUUUAAUCACGUUUCUUAUCGCUACAUACCCAACACAAACAAAAAAACACACACAAAAAUGUAUUUUUUACCAAGAAAGUUGAGCACGUUCUCACGUGAAGCGACUCAGCGAAGAAAGUGCUGCCGUUUUGUGUUUCUAUCUUGUGCUUUCUUAGUUGCUACGAUUUACGAUAAUGAAAGUUUAAUUUAAAACACAUUUUUUUAUUAUUAUGAGCCUAUAUAUCCUAGAUCAUUGAAAAGUGAACGCUAUUAAAUGGAAAAAAAUCGUAUUUAUUAAACUAGCUAGUCUAUGAAAAAAAUGUCCUUAAGUUUUGUUAUACCAUCCUAUUUGCUUGGUGAGGCAGGAGCGAGAAAGAGAAAGAAACCCUUAGAAGUGUAAGGUUAUGUUGAGAAUAGAAAACGAGAAAAGUUGCGAUUAGGUCCCUCUACUGAAUUGGAUAUCCGUUUCCAGGUGAUUUCUAGGAGGCGUGAAUGCACUUGAAAGACUUACUGUGUGCUACUUUUUUCUAUAAAAUUGCAUUUUAGCCACCCUCAUGAAGGUACGUUUGUAAACGGAAACGUCGAAAUGGCUAGUUUGUGGUUUAAAAGAUCAAUAAUUACUUCUUCGACGUUUCGGCUGCCAUGAUAGCAUCUUUAUCAGGGGUCAAAACUCUUUAUUUUGAGAUUUUUCAACACUUCUACAAAACUAGCUCCUGAUCGAUCUGAUAAAUAUUGCGUAGAAAGUUGGCACUCAGAAAAAGAAAAAAAAGGUCAGUCUUGAUAGGUAAGCAUUCACGUACCAAUUAAAUCUGAAGUUAUGCAGGAAUUAAAAAAAACAAAACAGAAGACUCAUUCGUCCUCUCGAUUUCCAAGUUUUUAAAACGAGGUCUCUUAGAGAACGAAAAUCAUGCUGACGCAAUUCCACCAGUAAUCGAAAAUAUUCAUCCCAGAAGUGAACAUAAAACUCUAAUAAACACUCUAUAGCGAAACACGCAACACUGUUUCACACACCCACACAGACACACACAAGCACACAUCUAGACAUUUAUUAAUAAAACCUAUUAUGAAAACUCUUUCAUGGAAAAAACGAAGAAAACUGAAUACAAGAAAAGUUAAUGUUUUAAUUUUCGCAA